This is a messenger RNA of Mytilus californianus (California mussel), 1574 nucleotides long. RefSeq names its product cyclin-dependent kinase 10-like. Gene Ontology annotation, cellular component: nucleus. NCBI's taxonomy places the organism in Eukaryota, Metazoa, Mollusca, Bivalvia, Mytilida, Mytilidae. The record is from RefSeq and is a predicted model, not a curated record. Bases 128 to 1198 code for a protein of 356 amino acids. Gene Ontology annotation, molecular function: cyclin-dependent protein serine/threonine kinase activity; ATP binding. Gene Ontology annotation, biological process: protein phosphorylation; regulation of mitotic cell cycle. The transcript has 3 exons.
UGCACAUGUUCACGAAUAGAUUUCCCAAGAAGAUAAGACAAUGUACAUGAUGUAUAAAGAAAAUGGCAAACAGAUAAGUUGAAAGGAAAAUUGUUUUUAAUUCAGAGAAAAGCAUAAAUUAGAGAAAAUGGCAUCAAGUUUCAGUUCACAGGCGUCUUCAGAAGACACGCCUAGAUUCAUGUCAAUUUUAUCAGGAGAAUGGAUGGACCUUCCUGUAGAUUCAAGACAUGGAAAAUGUCGUAGUGUAAGUGACUUUGAAAAACUGAGCCGAGUGGGAGAGGGAACAUAUGGAAUAGUCUAUAGAGCCAGAGACAGACGAUCUAAUUAUAUCGUUGCUUUGAAAAAAAUGAGAAUGGAGAAAGAAAAAAACGGGAUUCCAAUCAGUGGUCUUCGGGAAAUUAACAUUUUGCUUAAUCUUCGACAUACGAAUAUUGUGGAAAUGUCUGAAGUUGUUGUAGGAAGGAGUCUUGAAAGCAUUUUCCUAGUGAUGGAAUACUGUGAACAGGACCUUGCUUCUUUAUUGGACAAUAUGUCUGCCCCAUUCACAGAAGCUCAGGUAAAAUGUAUUAUGAUACAGCUAUUAAAAGCAUUGAGAUAUCUGCAUGAAAAUUUUAUCCUUCACCGAGAUCUAAAAGUAUCAAACUUACUUAUGACAGACAAAGGCUGUGUUAAAAUAGCUGACUUUGGAUUGGCCAGGAAGUAUGCUUUCCCUGAACAACCAAUGACACCAAGAGUAGUAACUCUUUGGUACAGGGCACCAGAACUAUUAUUGGGAUCUAAGACACAGACAACAGCCUUAGAUAUGUGGUCUGCAGGCUGUAUAUUUGGUGAGUUGUUGGCUCAUAAGCCUCUCUUACCAGGUCGUUCUGAAAUUCAUCAAUUAGAAAUGACCAUAGAACUGUUUGGUACCCCAAGUGAGGCAAUCUGGCCAGGAUUCAAUGACUUACCGGGAAUGAAAGAUAUUACUUUGAAGAAACAACCAUACAACAACGUCCGUCAUACUUUCCCAUGGUUGACAGAUGCAGGAAUCAGACUUCUGAAUUAUUUGUUUAUGUACGAUCCAGAAAAACGAGCUUCUGCUGAGGAUGCUUUAGAUAGCUCAUAUUUCAAAGAACAGCCUUACCCGUGUGAACCAGAGUUUAUGCCAUCAUUUCCUCAUCAUCGGUUGAAACGCAAAGAAGAGUCAAGGGGACAAUAAUUUUGAAAGGACAAAAAAAUAAUUAUGGCUAGAAAUGUUGUAAAGUAAAUGUUAAAGUGCAAUCAAGGUAGAAUGUUAAUAUAAUAGAUGAAAAUUUAUUGCAAAAAAGAAAAAUGUAUGAACAUGUGAUGAAUGGAAAUUGAGAAUUUUAAUAUUGUUUCCAUCUUUAUAAGAAUCAGUUGAAGUAUAGUUUGAAUAGAAUGAUUAAGAGGAUUUAAAACAGUUGAAAUGCAAAUUAUGUACAUGUAUGGUUAUAAAACUGUAAACUAGUUGCAAUCACUGAAAAUCCAAAGAUCCUAAACUAAACAUGCAAUGAAAAAUUCAUGAUCAUUGUUAGACAUGUAUUUAAAAGGAAAAUAAAAGCAUUUUAGAGUAA